This is a messenger RNA of Solea solea (common sole), 2586 nucleotides long. RefSeq names its product DnaJ heat shock protein family (Hsp40) member A1 (gene dnaja1). Gene Ontology annotation, cellular component: cytosol; cytoplasm. The record is from RefSeq and is a predicted model, not a curated record. Gene Ontology annotation, biological process: response to heat; protein refolding. The transcript has 9 exons. Bases 119 to 1342 code for a protein of 407 amino acids. Gene Ontology annotation, molecular function: Hsp70 protein binding; ATP binding. Lineage: Eukaryota; Metazoa; Chordata; Actinopteri; Pleuronectiformes; Soleidae.
CCCAACGUAGAAGAAGAAACAAAACUGACGAAGCGUUGCAGUGUGAGCUGAUGUCCGCUUACAACGUGUGAGCACCCUCGCUGCUGUCUCCAUUUAAGGUUAUCUGUUAAAAGCAACCAUGGUCAAGGAAACAGGCUUCUAUGAUGCACUGGGUGUGAAACCUAAUGCCACUCCCGAUGAGCUAAAAAAAGCCUAUCGCAAACUAGCCUUGAAAUAUCACCCUGACAAAAAUCCCACAGAAGGAGAGAAGUUCAAAGAGAUCUCACAGGCAUAUGAGGUGUUGUCAGAUCCCAAGAAAAGAGAGGUGUAUGAUCGUGGAGGUGAAAAGGCUAUAAAGGAAGGAGGAACUGGCGGUGGUUGUGGUGGUGGGGGAUUUGCAUCGCCCAUGGACAUCUUUGACUUGUUUUUUGGUGGAGGAAGUCGAAUGCACAGAGAGCGAAAAGGGAAGAACACUGUUCAUCAGAUUACAGUGACACUGGAAGAUCUUUAUAAUGGAGCGACAAGAAAAGUAAAUGUCCAGAAGAAUGCUAUCUGUGAAAGAUGCGAAGGCAGAGGGAGUCGAAAAGGUGCUGCUCAGAUGUGCAUGUCUUGUCAUGGCUCAGGCGUGCAGGUCCGUGUGCACCAGCUUCUACCAGGUAUGGUCCAACAAGUGUCCACAAUGUGUCCCAGCUGUCAGGGCCAAGGACACAGAGUAAGCCACAAGGAUCGCUGCAAAGCAUGUGGAGGCCGGAAGAUCCUGCGACAGAAAAAGGUCUUGGAAGUCCAUAUUGACAAAGGAAUGAGAGAUGGUCAGAAGAUUGUUUUUCAUGGAGAGGGUGACCAGGAGCCAGGAAUUGAGUCUGGUGAUAUCAUCAUUGUCCUAGACCAACGAGAACAUCCACUUUUCACCAGGAAAGGAGAGGACCUGAUCAUGUCCAUCCAGUUACAGCUGGUAGAAGCUUUGUGUGGUUUCAAGAAACCAGUUCAGACACUGGACAACAGAACUCUUCUCAUCACCUCACAUUCAGGAGAAUUGAUAAAGCCUGGAGACACAAAAUGCGUCUUGAAUGAAGGGAUGCCCCUGCACCGCAGACCUUUUGAGAAAGGACGCCUCAUUAUUAACUUCUCUGUCGUGUUCCCUCAAGCCAACUUCCUCCCCGAACACAAGCUGAAGCAGCUAGAGAACUACUUUCCAGAGAAAAUGGACGCGGAGCAGCUGGACCGCAUGGAUGAUGACCUCUACAUCUAUGCUGACCUGGAGGACUGUGAUUUUGAGAACAGAAAAAGACACCACCAUCAGUACGUCUACAUGGAUGAAGACGACUAUGCCAGCACAGGAGGCGUUCAGUGCCAGACAUCUUAAAAAAGAAGCAACUGCCUUGUUACUCAUUCCUGAAGCCCGAAUUCUCAUCUCAAAGGCAAAGCACCUUUUUUGAAACGUGCACUUUUGAUUUUAUUACAUUUUUAAAAACCACAACUGACAUUUUCUUUUAAGCUGAAUAUUAAUAAUAAUGAAUCUGAUAAUUAUCACUCUCCUGAUACAUUUUACUACUUUGAGUGAUUGGAGUAUCUUAAAAUUCCAAGAUACAUCUUGGAUCCAGGUGAGUGGGAUUCCUCCUCAUCUCUGGGACCUUGUUUUUAAUUAUUAUCUUUUCCAAUCACACUGUGAAAAAGGAGGGCUGGUAUUUCAGAGGCUUGAGAAGAGAUGGGGACUGCCUGAUUUUUAUGCUGUUAACUCUAAAGCUUGUGGCCAAUAUUAACCUGAUAACCUUUUUGUAGUGUUACUAAAUUGUUGUAAACUAUUGAUGACUCAAUUAUUUGUGUGUGAAGACGCAAUCGUCAGCGUUGAAGAGGGAUGCACAAUGAUACUUGUCAAAGGACUAUUUGCUUAACUUUAUUAACAAUGUGAUAGGAUGAGGGCAAUGAUUCAGGAAGGAACAUAUAAAGGCACAAGCCACUAAAUAGUAGAUUAUUCAAGUGAAUAUUUAAUUACAGUUUAAUAUUUUUUCUGUUGUGAUGCCACAUUUAGGUUUUGUCUUGGGGACUUUGUGAAAAGAGGAAGUAAGUUAUCUUAAAACUUUUUUUUUUUUUUUUUAAGUUAUCCAGAUAAAUUUGUUAAUUUUCUGCCUUGAUGGUAAAUGUUUUCCGGUAUUUUUUAAGUUCUGUGAAGUUGCACAAAAGUUAAAAAAUAAAAAUAAAUAAAAAGUAAUUAGCAUAGUUACUUCACUGAUCUUGUCUUAAAACUGAGAUCUGGAAAUUUGGGGUCUUUUUUUCAGUGUGACUUGAUCCAUAACUCUACAAUUCUAGCCAUGUUGGACUUAAAGUCAAUCAGCACACCUGAUUACUUAUUUAAGUGACUGCCUAUUUCAAAGCCUUGGAGCUUGGUAAUAAUGCAAUUUGAUUUAAAAAAAAAAAAAAAAUUGGUUUUGAUAUUGUGAAACAACAGUGACUGAAGUCUCUUAAUAUUGUUCGAUGCAAGCUGUCGGGGGCUUUCAAUCCACAACUGUUGUCGAAGUCUUAAUUUGACCGUUUGCAUGUUAGGACCAAUGAUCCACUCGUUUGUGAUCAUGUUUUUCUAAUUAAAUGCAGUUUGGUGUUCUUUCAUAA